Molecule: messenger RNA, 1221 nt
Organism: Pocillopora verrucosa
Lineage: Eukaryota; Metazoa; Cnidaria; Anthozoa; Scleractinia; Pocilloporidae
Source: RefSeq, a predicted model, not a curated record
AGAUGCCAAUAUCUAGACAACCAAUUAGAAUAUCAAAAAAGCCUAUUACACUUUUGUUGACUGACGCCUUGUGAAUAGGACUGUGCAGCCAAUUAGUUCGUGCUGCAGCAUCCCAUACGCGAUAAAUUUAAAAAUAGAAGACCCUUCGGUCGUUUCACGCCUUACCGGAUCCUGACACUUCCUUAAAAGAAAAGUUGCUUGAAGUCUAUUUUUAUUGCAAACUGCAUUUAUGAAGCUUUCUUCUGAUAUAUCGUUUGCUAGGAUUGUAGUGAAACUGGUGCGCGAACGAAUUUUUUCCCGAAGGACACCCGCGAAGGGAAGUAACCUUAAGCUUGUCGCAUGCGAUUAAGUCGUACCGUAUAUAUCGGCCCUAAACACAAAAAUUAUACAUGACUUUUAUAUAUCGAAGUGAAUACUCUGAUACAUCCUCUUAUGUUUUUCUUUAUAUGCCUGGGAGCCGAGCAAACUGAUAACUACCCAUAUUCUCUCGUUCUCUUUAAAAUAGAAUUGUUGAUCAAUUUUUGCUGAGUUGGCUACCAUGGCCCGAGAUGGAGGAUCACGUGAGCAUGUCAUUAACAUGGACUGGCUUGAAAGGGAAAUAGUUAUGGAAGAGGAACUGGAAAGAGGAAGAGAAGAAAAAAGAAAAGGUGAUGAGCAAACGAAAAGAGAGGAACAAAUAAAGAGAGAAGAACAAAGAAAGAGAGAAGAACAAAGAAAGAGAGAAGAACGAAGAAAAAGAGAAAGGGAAUGGAAAGCGCAACAGGAGAGGGUAAAAAGGUUAGGAAGAAAAAGAGAGAGACGUCAAGAGAUGAGAGGCGCGGAGUUAGAGAGAGGAAGAGUGGGCGUAACGGCAAAAGAAAGGACCCGGGAUGAAAUUAACAGAGGAAGAGAUAAGAGAAGAGUUCGGUGUCACAAGUGUCGAGGGUUUGGCCACGUACGUGCCGAAUGCCCAACGAGACGCGGCCCGGUUGUGCCCCACCAAGAUCAAGAUCAAGGAAAAGAAGUGAUAGUUAAUAAUUAUCAUUUUCACGCCUCUCUUGACAAUGUAAGAUUUCACUAAUAAGUUUAGUCAGUUAUCUUACAUUGCCAAGAGGUUUAUUUUAUACUUUAAUACUAAUAUUCAAUUAAUUAAAAACGUACACGUGAUUUAUCAGUAUUAUAAAUUUAAUGUAUAUUGUUUCUUUUUUUAUUUUUACGUGAUCGAAAGACAUUAAAUAUUUG